Messenger RNA from Phascolarctos cinereus (koala), 913 nucleotides. The record is from RefSeq and is a predicted model, not a curated record. Lineage: Eukaryota; Metazoa; Chordata; Mammalia; Diprotodontia; Phascolarctidae.
AAAAAUGCAGCAAGCAAGUGGUAUUGUGCCUAAAGACCUGAAUAACUUUUUCCAUGCAGGAGAAGUAAAAAUGAAUCCACCACGACCUGAAUUUAAUGCCAGUGACCUUCAAGGCAAGCAAGUAUCUUUCAGCAGAACAGCAUCAGGAGGUUCAUUUAUAGUAACCAAUAUUCCAAGUGGCUCUAUUCAAGAUGUAUUCCCACCAUCUCAAAUCACUGACCUCAAGGCUCAGAUAGAAGGAAAUCGAAUUAAUCUGACAUGGACAGCUCCUGGAGAUGACUAUGAUGAUGGUCAAGCCCAAGAGUACAUCAUACGAAUGAGUGAAAAUAUCCUUGACCUACGGGAUAAGUUUGAUGAUGCUCUCCAAGUGAACACUACUCACCUGACACCUAAGGAGGCCAGCACCCAGGAAUUCUUUGUGUUUGAGCCAAAAGGCAUCAAUCUGGUAAAUGGCACCAACAUCUGCAUUGCCAUCCAGGCUGUUGAUAAAGCAAAUCUGAAGUCCAAAUUAUCCAACAUUGCACAAGUAUCUGUAUUUAUACCUCCAGAGGAGACCCCUUGUAGUGGCAGUCACAUCUAUAAAAUAAUGUUGAAGUGGCUGGGUGAGCUGCAGGUGACGAUACCGAAGUAAAGGGCCUUAUGUAUAGAGGCCUGAAGCUCAGGUUUUGUGAGAGGAGUACAAAUCCAGUUUUUCUUCUGGCUUUGUCCCACCUCAUCCAUUCCCCUUUUGAUUAUAAACAUUUCUCAGAUGUAUUCCUGAUUGCCGGGUGUGAAGGAAACAUUGACAUGUGGAUGAUGUAACACAAAAUAUCUGGAUGUGUAUGUGAAAGGACUAUUUAGCCAAGUGUGACAAUUAUCACCUUUUUAUUCACUAUCCUGCCCACUGACAAAUAAAGUCUACUCUCAUUUACCA